AUGGCAGCAAGCGCUUUACCUUUUGGCGCUGGUGGAGAGAGAAUAACCCUCAUUCCGCAAGACAUUACCUACAACGCUGCCAUCAGUGCCUGCGAGAAGGGGGGUCAAUGGACGCGGGCCCUGACCUUGCUGGAGCAGAUGGGGCAGCGAGGCCUGCGCCGGGGGCUGGUGGCCUGUAAUGCAGCCAUUAGCGCCUGCGAGAAGUGCGGCAACUGGGAGCCUGCCUUGACCAUUUUGGCUUCCAUGCUGAAGGAGGACAUGGAGCCUGACGUGGUAACUUACUCGGCCGCAAUGAGUGCCUGUGAGAAUGAGGGGCUGUGGCAGGAGACCUUGAUGCUCCUCGAGCGGCUGCAUCGUUCGCGACAGGCCAACCUCAUCUCGUACAGCGCUGCCAUCAGUGCCUGCGAGAAAGGCCUCCAGUGGCAGGCCGCGCUCGCGCUCUUCGGGGCGCUGCCCACCCUUCGCCUGGACCCGGACCUCGUGGCUUUCAACGCCGCGGUCUUGGCCUGCGAAGCAGCAGGGCGGUGGCGGCUGACCCUGGAGCUGCUGUCGCAGCUGCAGCUGCGGGCUUUGGCCCCUGCCGUGAUGACCUUCAGCGGUUUGCUAGGCGUGGGAGAGAACAGGAGGUUCUGCGGGAAGGGUGAGUGGUGA
Molecule: messenger RNA, 651 nt
Organism: Effrenium voratum
Lineage: Eukaryota; Dinophyceae; Suessiales; Symbiodiniaceae
Source: the annotation of a GenBank genome assembly